This is a messenger RNA of Aplosporella prunicola CBS 121167, 646 nucleotides long. RefSeq lists its product as uncharacterized. The transcript is spliced from 2 exons. Gene Ontology annotation, biological process: resolution of meiotic recombination intermediates; replication fork processing. NCBI's taxonomy places the organism in Eukaryota, Fungi, Ascomycota, Dothideomycetes, Botryosphaeriales, Aplosporellaceae. Bases 1 to 489 code for a protein of 162 amino acids. The record is from RefSeq and is a predicted model, not a curated record. Gene Ontology annotation, molecular function: protein heterodimerization activity; chromatin binding. Gene Ontology annotation, cellular component: FANCM-MHF complex; Fanconi anaemia nuclear complex.
AUGGCCAGCACGCCCACCGACCCCAGCACCACCAAGGAAGAAGCGCUCAAAUCCGCCCUCUGGCUCUCCCUCGGCGCCCACAUCGACGACACCUGCCUCCACCACGCCUUCAGCACAACGCCGCAAUUCAUCGGCGCCUUCACCGAGCUCGUCUACACGCAGAUCCAGUCCGCAGCGCGGGACCUGGCGGCAUUCGCACGCCACGCCGGCCGCGCCCAAGUGCGCACCGAAGACGUGUUGCUGCUUGCGCGGCGGAACGAGGGCCUUGAAGGCUUGUUGAUGGGGUUUGUGGAGGAGUUGAGGAAGGAGGAGGGCGGGUCUGGGGGCGCGGGACGGAGGACCAGUGCCGGAGCGGCCAGAGGUGGGGUUAGGAAGAGGGGCGGUGCUGCUGGGGCGGCUGCGGGCCGUGGUGGCGCGGGCAGAGGGCGCGGUGCUGGGAGGGCGAGGGGCCGUGGGAGAGGGCGCGGGAAGGCUGCUGCCGCUGAGUGAGUGGCCACGCUGCUUGCUGGUGCGUCGCUCUCUCCCCCACCAUACUCCCAAUGCACCACCGCCCCGCCAGCCAGCCAAGCAAUCCACCUCUCACCCAUCCACCCGUCACGCGCCGCACUCUUAUCCACGACAGCAAGCUCUCCGCCCAUCAGCACAA